This is a messenger RNA of Myxocyprinus asiaticus (Chinese sucker), 2056 nucleotides long. RefSeq names its product carnitine deficiency-associated gene expressed in ventricle 3 (gene cdv3). NCBI's taxonomy places the organism in Eukaryota, Metazoa, Chordata, Actinopteri, Cypriniformes, Catostomidae. Bases 220 to 912 code for a protein of 230 amino acids. Gene Ontology annotation, cellular component: cytoplasm. The transcript has 5 exons. The record is from RefSeq and is a predicted model, not a curated record.
UACUACGCAACAGUAUCCGGUUCGUUGGGCGAGUGUGUCAUACUUUCAGCUGGGUAGGGUGUCAUGCUGCUCCUAGCACAUCUUUAACCUGUGGACACACAUGAAACAUACGGACUAUUGCCUAUACACGCACGCAAGGACUCGACUGUUGUGGUUUCAGACGCCGAUCUGAUAUUUCUGAGCUUAUUUGGUGUUUGCUUGAAUAUAUUUGUGGAUAAGAUGGCGGAUGUGGCUCCGGCCGGCGUGGAGAAGAGUCUGGAUGACUUCUUCGCCAAGAGAGACAAGAAGAAAAAGAAGGAGAAGGGCAAAGGGAAGGAACAAGUGAGCGGAGGAGCCGCGGUGAUGGUGAAAAAGACGAAAAAAGAGAAGGAGAAGUCGACGAAGAGUGAGAAUCAGGACGCACAGAUGGAGAAGGAGGAUGAGGAAUGGAAAGACUUUGAGCAGAAGGAGGUGGACUACAGUGGACUCCGACUCCAGGCCCUGCAGAUGAGUGAUGAGAAAGAGGAGGAAGAGUAUGAGAAGGAGGAGGUGGGAGAGGAUGGUGAGAUCAUUCUUGUCAGUGGUGAUAAAGUUUCUGGACCCUGGAACAAAUCAGGCGCCCCUGCUUCAGCUGCUCCUGAGGUUGAAGUUGAGGUUCCUGAGCCCAAGGCACCUGGCGUGUAUCGACCCCCAGGGGCUCGGUUAACAACUACUAAGAAAGGUCCAGCUCAAGGGCCUCCAGAGAUCUUCAGCGAUGCCCAGUUCCCCUCUCUUCUUUCCACCGCCAGACAUGUGGAAACUCGCAAGGACCGAGAGAUGGAGAAGACCUUUGAGGUGGUCAAGCAUAAGAGCCGGGUCAGAGAAGGGGAAGGCCCAGCCACCAUGCAGCAUUUACAGUUAGAUAACCAGUACGCCAUCUUGGGGGACAAAUAAAGCCAUCGGUCCCCUUUCCCCCCAAGCCUACCACCAAUGGUAGAGUAAGACUCGCAGGGGGAAGUUGACCUGCAGCUGUCUGGUGCAGUCCUGACCGAGCUGGAGACGCCUGUGCCCAUUAACACACACACUCACUCGCACACAAUUACGUACAAUGCCAACAAUAGAUUCCUGUCAAAGCAACACCCCACAAAUCAACAUUUUGACAGUUGCCCGCAUAUAGUCUUUGAAAUCCACUCAUACACGGACUCGGCUGAUAAAGGCCCUCCCUUAUCAACCGCAUUCAAACAUGCUGCAGCUACAGGAACUGAAACGUAAAAUUCUGCUUUAUAUGACACCGUACACCAAGACGAAUGACACUGCAUCAAACGAACAAGGCACCAAAUGUUUAUUAUGGUGGAUUUCCUCAUGGGGUUGGUUGGUUGCCUGGCAGAGCCACUUGACAUCAGCCAACUUUGAGUAAAUGAGAAAAGCCACUUUGAGGAUGAAGAUCAAGACAUUGGGUGGGAAUUAAAAAUUAAGAACUGCUGUGGAGAGUUUUUUUCUUCACUAAAUCAGCUUCAGUAGCUCCCAAACCUUUGGUUUUUUUUCUUUUACAUUGUGAUGAGAGAAAGCUGGGAAUUUUCAGUUUGGGCACUAGAGAGGGGAGACUACCUCAGUUUCAUAUCUGUGGUUACCAUGUCGACCAGGUCCUGGGCUCUGAUUGGCCACAAGAGGAACACUUAACGUUUCACCAUAAACGUGAAAAUUUUUCUCCCCUUUCUGCGGGCCUUUUUGCAAGAUCUGUCGACAAGGCACGAGAGGUUUAAAGUCUUCAAAUGUACUAUUUAAAGUGGCCUUAUUGUGGAAAAAGUAUAAACGUGAUGGGAGAGAUAUCUAUAUAUAUUUAGACAAUGAGUUCGACAAAUAUUGCUCUGGAAGAUGCUUCCUGGUCGUGUUGUUGGCAAAUGCCUGCUUUUUGAAUCUUACCACUCUGAGGAGGAAAAAACCACCUCUGCAUCCCUCUGCAGAGAAUGUAAGUUCUAAACUGUAGUUUAAAACAAUGCGAAUAAUGUUCCCUAACAGUGUCCCUUUAAUUCUCUCAUUUUAUUUGAUUCCAUGAUGAUUGGCAUACCAUUAUUAAAGCUUAACCGUUCUAAUCUCA